AUGGCCAAAGGCAUGGAGCCCGAAUUCGAUAGUAUUAUUCAACACCUUACAGCUGUGUGCGAAACUAACGAGAUUCAUGAAAAUUUGGAGGCGCGCGUGACAAAAAAGGAAAUCCCCUUCCUCUGGGAUCAGGGUUGGGAGCUCGAGGAUAUCUGCUCGGUGCUCGGUGUUUCUCAGGCCAGCUGCUUUCGUUGGCGAAAGAUCUUUGAAGAACUCGGCACUGUU
Molecule: messenger RNA, 225 nt
Organism: Suillus paluster
Lineage: Eukaryota; Fungi; Basidiomycota; Agaricomycetes; Boletales; Suillaceae
Exons: 2
Source: RefSeq, a predicted model, not a curated record